Molecule: messenger RNA, 468 nt
Organism: Mesitornis unicolor (brown roatelo)
Lineage: Eukaryota; Metazoa; Chordata; Aves; Mesitornithiformes; Mesitornithidae
Product: ADP-ribosylation factor-like protein 10
Exons: 3
Molecular function (GO): GTP binding; GTPase activity
Source: RefSeq, a predicted model, not a curated record
AGCAGCGUCCUGCACUACAUCUGCAGCCAGACAGCCAGGGACCGCAUUGCACCCACACAUGGCUUCAAUUCUGCCCAGCUCUACGUCGAGGGGCUGGAGAUGGACCUGCUGGAGGUGGGCGGCAGCCAGAACCUGCGAGCGUACUGGCCUCACUACCUGAGCCAGGCCCACGUGCUGGUGUUCGUGGUGGACUCGGUGGACAGGUCACGCCUGCUGACAGCGCGCCAGGAGCUGCACGCACUGCUGGCUGCAGAGCCUCGGCUGCCCCUGGUUGUGCUGGCCAACAAGCAGGACAAGAGCGAUGCCCUGAGCACGGCAGAGCUGCGGGAGGAGCUGGCCCUGCACGCGCUCAGCGGGCAGCGGGAGCUCUUCCUCCUGCCCACCAGCGCAACCUGGGCCAGCCUGAGCACUGCCACCAGCGUCCUCCACGUGAAGAGCCUGCUGGUCACCCUGCUGUCCCAGCCCUGA